AAUACAUUUUGAACAAUUACAGCUGUUAUGAAUGAACUUCAAAUACAGUCUAUCUGCAAAUAAAUAAUAAAAUAAACAGACUUGUAAAUUAUUUUGGGAAAUUGUCAGUCACAUUUACACACAGCACAUAGGCUAGGCCUGUGCUGUUUAUUUCAGAGCUGAUUUUAUUUUAUUUUAUUCAUGAAAACACUUCAUAUUAUAGACAGGCCUACUGUACAUUCAACAACAGUGAAUUCAUGUAAGCCAUCUGGCAGCUUUAGGUUAGGAUACAGUGUCUUCAGAAGCCAAAUUUAAAUCUGGGGUAUUUCACCUUUUUUACCCCAAACCCUAUUUGAUUUCUGACCCUAAAUCACAUUUAAUUUAUUGUUUAUUCUGGACUUCCAAUUUAGCAAAUAUGUUUUGUAUAACUACUGUGUAGUGUGUAAGCUAUACUACAUCUCACGAAGAGACCUGCAGAAACGAGAUAAUGAGGGAAAGCACAGCAUGGCGCAGCGCUUUUGCAAGCUUUGUCUUCUCCAUAAUAUUGCAUGUCGCUCUGAAUAGAGCUUUCCACCGUCUGAAACCAUCCCAAUAUCUGAUCUCGUGCACGCGUCGACUGAGCCACUCAGCAAUUGCGCACGCGCGUCGGUGGGCUCUAGAGAAGGCUCAUGUUGUCUCUCCGCAGGAAUGACGAGUCUCGCUCCACUCUCAUCGACAGGCACGCGCGGAAAAUGAGAACAUAUUCAUAUGGUGGAAAUAGAGAGGAUACGAUCAAUUACUUCUAAACAAACACCGGAGGACCUCGCCAAACUGGACAUUGUGGAGACAAAAGAAGGACCCCUCCUCUUCCACUUCAAAGCUGACGUCUCCUGUGUUAAGUAUAGCUACACAUCCAGUGGCAAAAACAUUUUCUAGAUGUGAUGUCUGUCGUGUUUGUCAACAAACGGCUUCUGGUCUUGGGCAUCUGGACUUGCUUUGAAGAAAACGACUGAUGUCAGAUCGAAAAAACGCUUAAAAUGUGACCGUUUCCGUGUAGCCUCGAUCCCUCCACUUUGUCGGAUUUGAGGAGUCGUCUUACUGGGAAUCAGGGCAGUGCACGUGUCUCGUUUUGGAGAGAGGGGAAAAAAGCGUGCGUCCUGGAGCUGUCCGUUCAGAACCACACACACACACACACACACACACACGCAGGCAUUACUCUGCCACCAGCGGUGCACCACAAGCCAUCAGCCUCGCACCUCAUCUGGACCUGAUGGUAUGGAGCGCAGAUUUAUGACAUUCUCUGCACGAAUUUGUUUUGUUUAACGUCUUUAUUUUCUAAUUUUCUCUCGGCAUCUGGAGGCAAUCUCUUAUUCACCUGACAAGAACAUCAAACGCUCAUGCACCGAUUUGCUGCAGCUGAGUUGCCUUUGCGCACCUGUUUUUUCUGCGUUUAUUCAUUUCAGUGUCCUUUUUCCGUUGCCUAACAAUUGCGCACAUGUAUCCUCCGGGUCUUUCAGCAUUUUAAUGCCUGGCCCGGGCUCGAGACAUGCCUAAGCGACGAGAUGGGCCAGGGCGACGAGAAAGACCGUGUUGUGAUUAACGUGGGAGGGAUUCGACACCAGACCUACCGCAGCACCCUGCGCACUCUUCCCGGCACUCGUUUAGCCUGGCUCGCCGAGCCCGAUGCCCACAGUCACUUUGACUAUGACGCCCAGAUCGACGAGUUUUUCUUUGACCGCCACCCCGGAGUUUUUGCACACAUUCUCAAUUAUUAUAGGACUGGCAAGUUGCAUUGCCCCGCUGAUGUUUGUGGCCCUCUUUAUGAGGAAGAGCUGGCCUUCUGGGGCAUCGAUGAGACAGAUGUGGAGCCCUGCUGCUGGAUGACGUACCGGCAGCACCGGGAAGCCGAAGAGGCACUGGACAGUUUCGGUGGAGGGCCAGCUGAAAUGGGCAACGAUGACAUGGACACCGAAGUUUUGGGUGAUCCAGGGGAUGGAGACGAGGAACUUGAGAUGACUAAACGCCUGGCCCUCGGCGACUCACCUGACGCCAAAGGUGCAGGGUUGUGGCAACGUUGGCAGCGUCGUGUUUGGGCUCUCUUUGAAGAUCCAUAUUCUUCGAAAUAUGCAAGGUGGGUGGCAUUUGCCUCGCUGUUCUUCAUACUGGUUUCCAUAACCACAUUCUGCCUGGAGACACACGAGGCCUUCAAUCCCAUCAUUAACCGCACAUCAAUUAACCCUCAAGACAACAGCUCCAAGUUUCACCUGGAGACAGAGACGGUGGUCUACCUAACCUACAUCGAGGGAGUGUGUGUGGUGUGGUUCACCUUUGAGUUCCUCAUGCGUGUCACCUUCUGUCCAGACAAAAAGAAAUUCAUCAAAAACACUCUAAACAUCAUAGACUUUGUGGCCAUCCUGCCAUUUUACCUGGAGGUGGGCCUGAGCGGGCUGUCUGGUUCCGAAGCAAAGGACGUUUUGGGUUUCCUCAGAGUGGUGCGAUUUGUUCGGAUCCUCCGAAUCUUCAAGCUGACGCGACACUUUGUGGGUCUGCGUGUACUGGGACACACUCUCCGCGCCAGCACCAAUGAGUUCCUCCUGCUUAUCAUCUUUCUUGCACUCGGAGUGCUCAUCUUUGCCACCAUGAUCUACUACGCCGAGCGAAUCGGUGCCAAUCCCAAUGACCCUCGUGCCAGCGAGCACACCCACUUCAAAAACAUCCCAAUUGGCUUCUGGUGGGCUGUUGUGACUAUGACCACGUUGGGCUAUGGAGACAUGUAUCCUCAGACUUGGUCAGGCAUGUUGGUGGGUGCUUUGUGUGCUCUGGCGGGUGUAUUAACCAUUGCCAUGCCUGUGCCUGUCAUCGUCAAUAACUUUGGGAUGUACUACUCUCUAGCCAUGGCUAAGCAGAAGCUACCAAAGAAAAAGAACAAGCAUAUCCCCCGUGCCCCCCAGCUUGGCUCACCAAAUUACUAUCCCAAAGUGAACGGUGAGGCAGCUAAAGCAGCGCUGGCCAAUGAGGACUGUCCCCACAUAGACCAAGCCAUUUCCCCUGAGGACGGCCAGCUCUUUAACCCAAGCGAGUCACGGGGAGACACUCCAUGUUUUCUGCUGAACGUCGGCAGACGAUCUACAAACACGGGCACCCGAGUGAGGAAGGCCGGAAUGUUCUCAGGGAGGUCAGGGGCGGAGCCGGCUGGCCCGACGCAUGGCACACAGGGUUACCCACUGCUGCAGCUAGGCUGGGCGCACAGCCCAGAAGACGGCCAUGCCAGGGUCACCACCUGAUAUCCAUCCCUGUUUCGCUGUCAUACGUCAUAGCAUUCAAACCUCUCACAGCAGCCUUAGAUAAAUCAAAGGCCCCUACACGCUAUGUAGCUUCACAGGCUGUCAAUUAACAUCAGCAAAUGUAGUGAUAUUAAGAUAAACACGUUUUCAUGUCAUCUGACAUCACUGUUCUAGUUUAUGUAUAGACUUCAGAUCGCACACAGAGGGAACUUUCCACCUACAGCAUCAACAUAAACCGGCCAUUUCUGAUUACAUUCAAAAGAAUAUCCUGCUACCGUCCACCAAUUUGUCACAUGGUCAUUUUCUAACCAGUAACGCUGUCUGUCUGUGUCUUAUGACAUGUUGCUCUGUGUGAGCAUGCUCUGUUUGACUCCAGAUCUUACCCGCAGCCAAAAGCACCACAAGAUGGUCAAUAUCAUCACCGAGCAAAACUACACACACUGUUCCCAACAAAUGUGUUUCUUUGUCUUUGUGUUUUUUAUAUGUUUGUGUAAGUUUAUGAGUGUUUUUAGAGAUGCGUGUGAGGUGUGUGUGUGUGCGUGCGUGCACGCAUGUAGUGCUUUUUCGGAGUGCUGUUUUCUUUCCGUAGCAUUAUGUUGUGCAUGUGUUGGGACAGUCUUACGAUCCUUGCUGCACAAUCUGUCCUGAUGCCUAUGUGGUAUUGGAUGAGAAAGGGAAGACUUGGUUUUGCACAAAGGCAAAGAAUAUGUUGGAGAUGGUGUACAGUAUACACCACUGACAUACGUGACACACUCUUUCAUUUUGAGUCAAAUGUCGCAAUGAGCCAUUAGUGGAGAAAAGUGAUAAGCCAAAAAUUCUUCAUUUUUAAUAAAACAAUGCUUCUGCUUUCAAAUUAUGUACAUUUUAAGAUUCAAACAAUUACGGAAUGCACGUAAACUGAUCAUCUCUUUCUUUUUACUAAUAGUUGUAGCGCACAAAAUAAGCGAAAAUGAAUGAACAUCAGAGGUAUGUUCAGUUUAUCUAUUAUUUCAUAAUCUCUCAAGUAAUCUCCCAAUAAACGCAGAAAGAUGUCAACAAAACGACUCGUGUCACCAGAUGAUACAGUUUCCCCAGUAAAUUCAUUCACUGCCCAUAGCUUGCUACACUCAAAAAAAUAACUCUUUGAACGAACAUAAAAAAAAUCAUGCAUUAUGCAAUUCUGUUAUUCCAAUUUAAUGUACUUACGUUGGGUCAACUUAAUUUUUUAAGGUUGAUUCAACUUAUUUACUAUAGUUGGGUACAGCUUAAUUUAAUAGUGUCAGCCCAACUAAUUUGCAAUGUUUUGGACCAACUCAUUUACUUAAGUUGAUCCAAUCUGUGCAAUUUAAGUUAGCCUAACAAAAGUGCUUAAUGCAGAAAGAAAGCCAUUUAAUCACGCGGAAAUCCUUUCCAUGAUUUAAUUACAUUAAUUCAAAGAAUAGCUUUUGAGUGUUAAUAAAUUAAAACCUUUUUACCAUAAAAAAAUAACAUAGCUUUUAAAUUGUAAAUAUAUUGUUAAAUAUAUGCAGUACAUUAGCAUUAUGUUUUUUUUAUGCUACUGAUGUCUUAAUAGUUUAUUGUAUGUUUGAAUAAAUGUCCUAUUUCUGGAAAAACAAGUUUGAAAAGAAACAGUUUUUCAUGACAGGCACAAUUUUAAAUGAUUAUAUCUCGAUAACAGUUUGUAAACAUAAAAACGAUAUCAUUUGAAAGCAGAGAUUGUGCAUUUCAUUGUGCAUAUAAUCAAAAUGUUUUUGGUCAAAAUGACUCAAAAUGAUAGCGUAAGUCAUUUAUAUAGACUAUGGAAAAGUGCCUGAAACUGAGAGUCUGACCCUGACAAAUCAAUGGACUGGAUUCUCGGUUGCCUUAAUUUCAAAUUCAUGAGUUAAUUUGAUUUUCUAGAUCAACAAAUCUGUGAACUGCUAAAUUCAACUUGAAACCUUUGCCUUGCAAUCCACAGCCUUCUUUGCUCGCUCUAAUGCCAGAUUAACCAACCGAUCUUUCUGCAUGCCCUCACACAGAGAUUGCAUGCAAUCUUAAACCCUUUAAACCUGACCCAUAGCAGCAAACAUGGUGUGGAGAAAACUGACAGAUGUCAAGACUAAAGCUUUGAGUCUCAGCAACUGCCAUGUGCACAUUUCUCUCCAAUAAACCAAGGUUAUCAAAAGUCCCGAAGCCUGGGCACCAUAACCAGCAAGGCCCGAACACUGGCCGAGGUAGUAUCGAUGUCCACCGGGUCCUGCGGCCCACCUGUUCUCCUGCGGCGGUCCCAUUCUCCAAUCCCCUCCAUUCUCUAAGAAAUGGAGCAGUGGUGUAGUUAGAGCUGUCUCCCUGGGUCUUCCUCCUGCUCUGCUGCCUUCUGUUCUCUGCGGUGUUUGAUUUGGUCUGGUUUGUCUUGUUCUCUGGUCCUUGUCUUCUGGAGCUGUGUUUUUGUCUCCUCCUCUCCUCUUCCGUCCGUUUUGCUUGUUUCUUGUCUUUACAUACACCGACUCUUGACUCAUGCAAAGCCAUCAGAGAAAGAAAACCUCCAAAAGAUCUCAGGGAAAUUUUUAAGGAUUCCCUAGUUACGAGUGUUUAUCAGACAUAAUAAAAGAACUGGGAUGAGGAAGGUAAACCUUUCUUUAAGAGCACAUUAUUUUUCCAGGGACCACUUCAGAACUGGAAACUUCUGAUAGAAAAACUGCCAUCUAAUGAGGGAAAACCUCCCUAUAAAUCAUGACAUUUUUAAGGAUUUGCUAUGAAUAUUUACUUAUAAAUCCUCUCCCGUCUGAGUACAUUCUUGCAUAAAAUGCUUUCUGACAUCUGGAAGACAAAACAAUAGCCAUCCCUAUCCUCUCUCAGUUUCAUUUUUGUUUAGGUUCCCCAUUUAAUUUUUGCUGUACUUCCUUUGCUCUAGUGGAGUCUUGCUCCCUUCUUUCUUCAUCACUUGUUUAAUGAGACCCCAGGUAGGAGGUAUCAGGACUCCCUUUUCCUCUCCUCCGCUGUCUCCGGCAAAUGUCUCUCCUUCCUCUGCAGUUCUUUCAUUCUCCCUGUGCAUUUCUGUCCAUCUCUCUUUCUCCAAACUUUUUAGCCCUGGAUUGCGAAAGCAACCCAAAUGAACGUUUUUACCAUACAGAAAAAAAAGGAAGUCUUAUUUUCUCAGCCCAUUUCUUCCUCAUUCUGUGAGCUGAAUGAAAACAAGGCCCAAUGGCUGGAUGACCCUGAGCAAUCCCAUCCUCCCCUGUAUUUUCUACUGCAGAUCCCUGCAAAGAGGAAACUGCCCUAGUUAAGUAUAUGCAGUCAGAGGUGCUCAAAGUGACCUGAGAAGGCAGCAGCAUCUCAAAACCUUGGGUUCCCUUCUCCAGCCUUGCUGGACUCCAGAAUGGCCGGAGGGAUUUCAGGCUGGAAUUCAAAGGAGGGACGUACAUGUAGAGAGAAAAAGAGCACAAUUGAGGAUGUUGCCAGUCGACGCGGUGGCAAGCGUUUUUAUUCAGAUUCCGACUGUGUGUGGGAUCUCAUGGACCAGGACUUUUUUUAAGGAAGACCUUAAGGACCAUCGACUGCAGAGUGACACGAAUGGAUGGCUUUAAAGCCAGCAAAAUGAGUUUUAUAAUCAUAAUACUAAUGAUAGUACCUGCAGUGACAGAUGUAGUGGACUCUUACCUGUUCAUUUUAGCAUGAGCUGCAUGGUGUUACAUUAAAAAAAAAAAGAGGAAAAUAUUCUAUAUCUGUUAUGAAUAUCUGUAUAAAACGAAUAUUUUCUUUCAAGAGUUCUUGACUUUUGCAGAAUUGACAUGUAGCCAUGAAUAAUGAGAUGUUCAGACACGAUGUUCUUUAUUUCAGCAACAGAUUUCUUUCGUUUCAUUCUGUCUUUGUUGUUAACCACAUGACUCAGCUCUGGUCACAUUGACCUCACAUUCUGAAUGAGACACUAGUGGUUACUGUCAUGAGAUAGAUUGUAAAUUCCACCUUUUUCGACUUUGUUUCUGUCUGGCAUGCUUGUGAUUCUGGAUCUUAUAGAGAAAAAAAAACUGAGCAAAAUGAGUCAUUUUUCUGUUUUAUGUCAUAAUUAUCAGUGAAUAGAUCCUGUGGAAACUGUCGUGAGCAACUGUUUAUUUCACAUAUCAAGUGCAAACUUUUGACAGUGUUAUUUUUGGAGAAAAAACAUCAAAAAUAAGAAAAAUGCCAUCCUGUCGAGAUGUUUUCGCUCAUUACUUUUAGGUACUAAAACAGAGAAAAGCAAAAAAGACAGAUGUAUAUUUACAUUAUAAGAGAAUUGUAUGCAAUUUAGAACUUUGGGGGAAAACAAAUGCAUGCACUAUGUUAUGCAACAAUAACUGCAUAGAAAAACAGGAAAACAUGACUACGAUCAUAGCAUGAAAUAAAUUUUGUAUGAAACUUG
Molecule: messenger RNA, 7599 nt
Organism: Megalobrama amblycephala (Wuchang bream)
Lineage: Eukaryota; Metazoa; Chordata; Actinopteri; Cypriniformes; Xenocyprididae
Gene: kcnc1a
Product: potassium voltage-gated channel, Shaw-related subfamily, member 1a
Exons: 4
Coding region: 1521-3242 (573 amino acids)
Biological process (GO): protein homooligomerization; potassium ion transmembrane transport
Cellular component (GO): axon; neuronal cell body membrane; voltage-gated potassium channel complex
Molecular function (GO): protein binding; delayed rectifier potassium channel activity
Source: RefSeq, a predicted model, not a curated record